AUCUGGGGGGGGGACACCCACCCCCUGCAGGGGCUUGAUAGGCAGCAGAACUGGCCAAUCUGGGGCUCAGAGGGUAGGUCUGCCAGCUGACCACAAGGAGAGCCCAGGCUUCAGGCUCUAAAGAGUAACCACACUUGAGCCGUGAGGGUCAAAGUGGCAGGCUGUGCUAAACACAGCUACCUAUCGGCUCAUCCACUUUCCGCUAGGCAAUAGAAAGCAGGCGGCUCUACCCUUGGCUAAGGGUAGGUGUGGCACUGGUGUCUGCUGCUGCUGUGCCCUCACUGGCCUCUCUACAAAAUCAGAUUCAACAGAAGGAGCAGCUGCCAUCCGAGGCUCCGUCCUGACCCAAGGCCAUUCACCAGGAUCAUGGGGCUCCCAGGUGUUCAUCUCGAGCUGGUACUGCUCUGGGCACUGGUGUGGGCACAGGGGGCAAGGUCUGUGUGUCCCUCCUGUGGGGUCCCCACACUGGCACCCCAAGCAGAACGAGCUCUGGUCCUGGAGCUAGCCAAGCAGCAAAUCCUGGAGGGGCUGCAUCUGACCAGUCGUCCCAGAAUAACUGAUCCUCCACCCCAGGCAGCACUGACCAGAGCUCUCCGGAGACUACAGCAGGGAAGUGUGGCUCCGACGAACGGGGAGGAAGUCAUCAGCUUUGCUACCACCACAGACUCCUCCAGGUCAACCUGCAGCUCCAUGCUCACCUUCCACCUGUCCACUCCUCGGUCCCACCAUCUGUACCAUGCACGCCUGUGGCUGCAUGCGCUCCCCACCCUUCCAGGCACUCUUUACUUGAGGAUCUUCCGAUGGGGCCCAAGGAGGAGGCGCAGAGGGUCCCUCGCCUUCUUGGCUGAACACCAAAUUACAACCCCUGGCUGGCAUGCCCUAACUCUGCCCUCUAGUGGCUUGAGGGGUGAGGAGUCUCCUGUUCUGAGGCUCCAGCUGGACUGCAGACCCCUAGAAGGCAACAGCACAGCUGCCGGACAACUUCAACGGCUCCUGGACACAGAGGGAAACCAGCGGCCCUUCCUGGAGCUUAAGAUCCAGCCCAAUGAGCUGGGAGCUGGCCGGGCCAGGAGGAGGACCCCCACCUGUGAGCCUGAGACACCCUUAUGUUGUAGGCGAGACCAUUACGUAGACUUCCAGGAACUGGGCUGGCGGGACUGGAUCCUGCAACCUGAGGGGUACCAGCUGAAUUACUGCAGUGGGCAGUGCCCCUCCCACCUGGCUGGCAGUCCGGGCAUUGCUGCCUCCUUCCAUUCUGCUGUCUUCAGCCUCCUCAAGGCCAACAAUCCUUGGCCCUUGGGUACCUCCUGCUGCGUCCCUACUGCACGAAGGCCUCUCUCUCUCCUCUACCUGAACCGUGAUGGCAAUGUGGUCAAAACAGAUGUGCCAGAUAUGGUGGUGGAGGCCUGUGGCUGCAGCUAGCAAGAAGACCUGGGGGUCUGAAGUAAGGAGAUCAAGUUGGGGGUUCCCAGGCAGAGGGCAUCUGUGGCUGGAAGCAUCAGAUUCCUGAUCUGUACUCCCACACAAUGGGCCACUUGGCUGUAUGACCAGGUUGACCCCCAUGACACCCAAAUGGACACUUUCUUGUCCAGAAUCCGGCCUAUUCCAGGCUGGUUGAUGCGUGGGAAUAUGGGGAAAGUGUGUCCUCUGAAGGAAUCUACCCAGAAAGUAUGAUGUCCUACCCUAAGCCCUAUGAAAAAAUAGCAGAGGCAAGGGAGGGAGGGAGGGAAGGAGCAGGCAGAGAAAAAUGACUUAGUCUCUCCCAAGAAGAGAGAGUCUUCAAGUGAGAGAAGGAAGAAGCAGACUGGGGUCCAGCAGGCUUGGGAGCAGGGGAAACAGGCCAGCCAAGUGUAAGACUGUUGAAAUGCUUUAUGGGAGGUUCAAGAGGGAGAUGGGCAAGGGACUAAGGAAAGAUGUUAGGAGGGCCCCAGAAAUGGGACUCAGGAGAGAGGAGUGCUGAGCCUGAGGAGUUCAUUGGUUUUUCCCAGUGGGGGGUCAGGGCCACUGGAGAGGAAAACAUUUAUAAUUUCCAAAUAGAGAUGGUGGGGGGGGGGAUCAAUAAACGUGAGUCAUAAAAAAGGGCUUGGGUGAUGGUCCAGCACAAUGGUUCUCAAGGUGUGGUCUGGGGACCCCUGGGAAUGUCUCCAGACCAUUUCAGGGUUGUCCACAUGGUCAAAACUAUUUUCAUAACAAUGCUAAGAUGUUGUUUGCCUUUUUACUUUCACCUUCUCAAAAGCAUAAAGUGGAGGUUUCCAGAGGCUAUGUGACAUGUGAUUACAUCAUCUCUCUGACAUCAUUGUUAAUGAAAUGUGUGCUUGUGUA
Messenger RNA from Pteronotus mesoamericanus, 2322 nucleotides. It is a transcript of the gene INHBE, whose product is annotated as inhibin subunit beta E. NCBI's taxonomy places the organism in Eukaryota, Metazoa, Chordata, Mammalia, Chiroptera, Mormoopidae. Gene Ontology annotation, cellular component: extracellular region. Bases 367 to 1422 code for a protein of 351 amino acids. The transcript has 2 exons. Gene Ontology annotation, molecular function: growth factor activity; hormone activity; cytokine activity. The record is from RefSeq and is a predicted model, not a curated record.